AUGAAAUCUGUAGCAGAUAACUUUUCAAAACCAGGGAUAAGCUUAAGUCCAAAUCCUUGUAACGGGUUCGUCUGCAAACACAAGCGUCACAGAUGUGUAGUAAAAGACAACAAACCUUUCUGUGAGUGCGACAAAGCCUGCACCCGAGAGUACGACCCUUACUGUGCCUCUGGUGGCGUUACUUACUCCAACAAAUGUGUCCUGGAGACGUCCGAGUGUGAAAGUGGUAAAAACUUGGACAUUUUACACCCAGGAGAAUGUAAAGCAUGUGAUCUUACCCCCGAGCCAGGGCCUUGCAAGGCUUACAUGCCGAGUUACUUCUUUAAUGCCACAUCCAAAGCGUGCGAGGAAUUUAUAUAUGGAGGCUGUAAAGGAAAUGAUAACCGCUUUGCUACCAUUGAUGACUGUGAGAAUAAAUGCAAAGCCGAGAAACCAAAAUCCGACGAUCCGUGCCAGUUGAUAAAUUGCGAUUUCCAUGGAGUUUGUCGAGUGAAUGACAAUGGUGAUGCAGUGUGUGAAUGUAACACUGCUUGUCCUUUCAUUUAUGAUCCUGUUUGCGGAUCAGAUGGGAAGAACUACUCCAAUGAAUGUGUGUUGAAGUCACAGGCUUGCGUCAACCACACAGUGAUCACAGUUGUUGGUGGCCCUGCGAAGUGUUCAUCAAGAAGGAGGAAAUGCCAAACUUGCCCUGCGCGUUCAAGCCUCUUUGCCCACUUUUGUGAAAACGACUUUGUGAUCAAGGGCACGUUUGAGAAGAUCGAAAACGAACCAGAUUCUGAUGUGUCUUCCUUGAUGGUACGAGUGACUGGGGUUUAUAAGGGCUCUGAUUCGUCACAGAAUAAACUUAUCAGGAUCUCUUUCGCUGAGGACUUAAACAGUUGCUUUUGCAAAGAACUUGGAUUGAGUAAAACAGUUGUCAUAGCAGGGACCGUGACAGAUGAUGGAGACUAUCUGCUGGACGAAUCAAGCUACGUGCGUCACGCCAGCAAACGCUUGUUGAAGAAAGUUCAGGAGCGCACAAAGCAGGACAGAUGCAGAAAGAUGAAGAAACAAGAGUAGUCAUGGCUGUGUGACAAGUCUCCUUUGUAGCUGGUUUUAGAAAUGCCCCACAACGCCCCGCGCGUUACGUGACAUCCUGAGACAGUUGCGAAGGAGACCUAGCCAUGAUAGAAACCAAGAGAACCAGUAAAUCAGAAUGAAACUUGACAUGAGUUAGAGUAGAAAUGUGAUACUCCCGGAUAAAUUUCAGCGAUUUACGUAGUGAUACUCUUUGUGGAAAAAUAUUGAUGUUUGAUCGCAAGUAAAGCAUUCUAGUUUUUAGCAUUUUUUUGUGAUCGUUUGGUAGGAAAGGAAUUUUUUUUUAGAAACGUCAAUUACUUGUGAUUUUUAAGAAAUAUUUUUGUAUUUUUGUUGCUGUAGUUUACCUGCAUUUCAACUGGACUGACAUCUUGUCUUGAACGUGUCAUUGCGGUAGAACUCUUCCAUACACUGCAAAGUAUUCUAGCUCAAAUGGUGCAGUUUCCAAAUAUGGAAUUGUCAUGGCAUUAAUUCGAUAGAUCUAUAUCUUUUUUGUGUUUAAGUGUGCGUGUGUGUGUGUGAAAGUGUGCGUGUGUGUGUGUGUGUGUGCGCGUGCAUAUACAUAUGUGUGCGUUUGUAGUGUCCGUUUGUAAACAAGGGGGAGAUGACAAGUAGCAAUUGUUUCCCGGGCUUGUCCUCGUUUAUUCGAUCGGCCGUGUUUUAUUUAGAAUCGCAUCACUUAGUAAAAUCUCGCCUUCUGAUUGGA
Molecule: messenger RNA, 1783 nt
Organism: Stylophora pistillata
Lineage: Eukaryota; Metazoa; Cnidaria; Anthozoa; Scleractinia; Pocilloporidae
Biological process (GO): multicellular organism development; transforming growth factor beta receptor signaling pathway; cell differentiation
Cellular component (GO): extracellular region
Molecular function (GO): transforming growth factor beta binding; receptor antagonist activity; serine-type endopeptidase inhibitor activity
Source: RefSeq, a predicted model, not a curated record